UUUUUUAAUCAGUCACAAAAAAUGGAGAGUUUCAGCUGCAAUUGUUUCGUUUUCAAUUUUAUCCAAUUUCAACACGGUUAACCGUAUGUUUUAAUAUAACUAUUGUUUUUUAAUUAGUCUAUAGUUAAACAAGAAGAAUGCAGUCAUAAAACCGGCGUUCUGUUUCGGUUUGCGAAUUAAAUUUCUGUAAAAAAAAUUAAUGCAAUGAUAACAGUGUUUAUUGUCUUGGGUCACAACGUGUGAACGUCAGGGAAUUAUAAUAAAUUUUGGCGUACAAUGAGCUAAAAUUGGCCAAUUUUCGUUGAGGAAUAUAUACAAUCAGGUGCCAUGCAGAAAAGGGACCGGGAGAAGGAACAAAACGGUAAGGAUGACAAGCGCGGUGGAAAAUCCACUGGAUCGAGGGCAAUGCAUUCAGCAGUUGCCGGACGACAUGGCUUGUCAUCAUCAGCCAACUCUAGUGUACUCAUGGUUGGUCCCAAUUUCCGUGUUGGCAAGAAGAUUGGCUGUGGAAAUUUUGGGGAACUAAGACUUGGAAAAAACUUAUAUACAAACGAACAUGUGGCAAUAAAAAUGGAGCCAAUGAAAUCCAAAGCGCCUCAAUUGCAUUUGGAAUAUCGCUUUUAUAAAUUACUUGGAUCUCAUGCUCCUGCUUUCUUCUCAGAUGGCAUACCAGAAGUAUUUUUUUUUGGUCCAUGUGGCAAGUAUAAUGCUUUAGUCAUGGAACUCCUUGGUCCCAGUCUUGAGGACUUAUUUGAUAUGUGUGGGCGUGAGUUUUCGCUCAAAACUGUUCUCAUGAUUGCCACUCAAUUGUUGCACAGGAUAGAAUAUGUUCACGGUCGACAUCUUAUAUAUAGAGAUGUUAAACCAGAAAACUUUCUCAUUGGCCGCACUUCAACAAAAAAGGAUAAAACUAUUCAUAUUAUAGAUUUUGGUUUAGCUAAAGAAUACAUAGAUUUAGAAACAAAUAAACAUAUACCAUACCGGGAACAUAAAAGUUUAACUGGUACAGCGAGAUAUAUGAGUAUAAACACACAUUUAGGAAAAGAACAAAGUCGGCGAGAUGAUUUAGAAGCUCUUGGGCAUAUGUUUAUGUACUUUUUACGGGGCUCAUUACCAUGGCAAGGCUUAAAAGCUGAUACACUCAAAGAAAGAUAUCAAAAAAUUGGUGAUACAAAACGAGCCACUCCUAUAGAAGUUUUGUGUGAUGGAUAUCCCGAGGAAAUGGCUCAGUAUUUACGUUACGUUAGACGAUUGGAUUUCUUUGAGACACCAGAUUAUGAAUAUUUACGUACACUAUUCAAAAAUUUGUUUGAGAAAAAAGGUUAUGUUAAUGACUCUGAAUUUGAUUGGACGGGCAAAACAAUGUGCACAUUGGUUGGUUCCAUACAGUCCAGUCAAGAAGUUAUUUUAUCACCAAACAGAGAAAGACAAGUUGCAGGCAACAAGUCUGGAACAAAAGGUUGGCAAGAUGGUUCAAAGCUUCCAGGUCAUACAUUAGGAAACUUAACCCCUGCUGAUCGUCAUGGAAGUGUUCAAGUGGUAAGCUCGACUAAUGGUGAAUUGGCAAAUGAUGAUCCAACUGCUGGCCAUUCCAAUACUCCUAUUACAGCACAAGCUGAAACGGAAAUUGUUGAUGACACUAAAUGUUGUUGUUUUUUUAAACGUAAAAAGAAGAAAACUCCUCGUCCUAAGUGACUAACAGUGGUUAAAUGCAGCUCUGAACGAGAAGCUGUCACGCUGUUACGCGCCACCUCGCACUCUAACUCGCGUGACAGUGCCCUAAAUGUUCCCGUUCCGACCAUUACGUGAGAUUGCAUUAUCCAAAACAUUAAAUAUUAUUUUGUAUUUAAUUUUGAAACAUCUCUUUCCUUUUUUUUUUUUUUUUUUUGUAAUUAAAUUAAUAGGUUACAAUAUACUUAUAUCUUUAAAAGAAAAAACAUACUAAAAUAACAUAUAAUAGACUGUUAGCAUUUGGUCACCUGUGCAUUCCGUCAACGAUCAAUUAAAAAAUAUGAUGCCAAGAUGCUUCAAUUGUUGACACUAGUCUUGACACUAGACAGUAAGACAGUAUAAUAUUCAUUUAUUGCUUUUUUAUUUGUAAAAAAUAAUAUAUAAAUGUACAUGAUAAAGAAUUAUCAAGUAAAGUACAUUCAUUCACGUUCUCUUGUUCAAAAGAAAAAAGGACUCAGAAGUAUAGAUUUUAUUUGAUUGGUUUGCUUAUUAAACAAAAAUUUUUAAUUAUUUAUGUCAAAAAAAUAUUAAUACUUAAGUUACCUAAGUAGUAAUUUUUUAUAAUAUAUAAAAAUAAAUGCGCCCUACAUUAGUUCCUGUAAAUAAUUAAAUAAAAUACCGUUUCAAUUAACUUUUAUAUUAAAAACAAAUAUAUGUAAAUCUAUUUAUGUUAAUUUCAAUUAAGUUUUGGUUCAGGAACACAUCAAUCAAUACCUCACUUACUUUUUCCUAUAACUGCCCAUAAAGAGCUUAAGUAUAUUUUUUUUAAUUAAAAUUUUUUUUUCUGAGUUCAAGCACUUGGUUCGUCCAGAUCGUAUAAUAAAAUUAUUAUACUAUUUAUUUAAUUAUUAUUAUUAUUAUUAUUAUUAUUAUAUUAUUAUUAUUUUGUUACUCAGAAUAUAUUUAUGACUUGGGUGAGAUUACUGCUCUGUUAAAAUUCAAUCUAAAUAUGUACUUUCUAUUUUUAUUAUUUUUUUUAAAUUUAAUAUAACCGUUAAUUUUAAAUAUUUUUCAAUUUUAAUUUGAUGUAAUAUUGAAUAUCAUAUUGUUAUUUAUAUCCCAAAUAAAAAUGAUACAAAUUUUUUGGUUGUUUUGUAUUAUUAUUGAAUUAAGUGUAUAAUUUGAAUUAACGAUAACUGUAAAACUUAAUCAUCAAAAUAUAAUUAUGUGAAUGUUAUAUUCUUAUGCUAAUCUCAUCACUUAGCAUUCAGUUUAUUAUUAUUUUUUUAUUUGAGAUAUUUAUUAUUAUUUAAUAAAUUAAGUACACAUUUAAAUUAUGGUUUACUAUCGAACAAUUUUAUUCCAAUAAUAAUUCAUAAACAGCUGAUGAGUAAUUUCAUCCAAGAGUACUAUGAAUAAAUUUUAAAUAUUUCAACCUGGUUUUACUAGUGUGAAAUGUACAGUAACCGAAUGGGUUAAUAGUUAUUUACCGCAUUUUGGAAAAUAAACUGAUUUUUAGAAGUUAAACUUAAAGCUUCAAUUAAUGUAAGCAUAUGCAUUCAAUUAUCUAUGAUUCACAAAAUGUUAAACAAAAUAAUUGCUUGUGAUGUACAAAAUACUUAUGUAAUAUAAAUAUAUUAUAUAACA
Molecule: messenger RNA, 3318 nt
Organism: Rhopalosiphum padi (bird cherry-oat aphid)
Lineage: Eukaryota; Metazoa; Arthropoda; Insecta; Hemiptera; Aphididae
Gene: gish
Product: casein kinase I
Exons: 12
Coding region: 328-1695 (455 amino acids)
Biological process (GO): peptidyl-serine phosphorylation; signal transduction; positive regulation of canonical Wnt signaling pathway
Cellular component (GO): plasma membrane; cytoplasm; nucleus
Molecular function (GO): ATP binding; protein serine/threonine kinase activity
Source: RefSeq, a predicted model, not a curated record